Messenger RNA from Oncorhynchus keta (chum salmon), 712 nucleotides. Its product is annotated as gamma-crystallin M2-like. Gene Ontology annotation, biological process: lens development in camera-type eye; visual perception. The transcript has 3 exons. The record is from RefSeq and is a predicted model, not a curated record. NCBI's taxonomy places the organism in Eukaryota, Metazoa, Chordata, Actinopteri, Salmoniformes, Salmonidae. Bases 126 to 662 code for a protein of 178 amino acids. Gene Ontology annotation, molecular function: structural constituent of eye lens.
CUAACUCCAGAUCAUUGAUUUAAAUGACAAUACUUUAUGCUGCGCAAUCACACAGCUGCUUUUUAUAAAAGGACAGAGGCACAGAGAGAGUGACCAUUGACUGUCUAUCUGCCCCUCACGCAACCAUGACAAUGGGAAAGAUCAUCUUCUAUGAGGACAGGAAUUUCCAGGGUCGGCACCAUGAGUGCAUGAGCGACUGUGCCGACCUGCACUCCUACUUCAACCGCUGCAACUCCAUCAAGGUGGAGAGCGGCAUGUUCAUGGUCUACGAGAGGCCCAACUACACUGGCCACCAGUACUUCCUGAGGAGGGGAGAGUACAAUGACAACCAGCGCAUGAUUGGCAUCAACGACUGUAUCAGGUCCUGCCGCAUGAUCCCCAUGCACCGCGGCUCCUACAGGAUGAGGCUGUACGAUCGUCCCGACAUGAGUGGCCAGAUGCAGGAGCUGAACGACGACUGUCCCAAUGUCCAGGACCGCUUCCGCAUGUCGGACAUCAACUCCUGCAACGUGAUGGACGGCCAUUGGCUCAUGUACGACCAGCCCAACUACAAGGGCAGACAGUACUACCUGAAGCCUGGCGAGUAUCGCAGACCCAGCGACUGGGGUGGCCUGGGCCCCAGGAUCGGAUCCCUCAGACGGAUCUCUGACUCCAACAACUAAAAGUUCUAUGUUCCAUGUCUGUUCUCAAUAAAGCUGCAUGUUCAACCAAA